CACUACUCUGCAUUCACUUCGAACACCAUGGUCAAGGCAACAGUCAUCGGAGCAGCUGGCGGUAUCGGCCAGCCUCUCUCGCUCCUCCUCAAGCAGAACACCUUGAUUACCGACCUCGCCCUCUACGACGUCGUCAACUCGCCCGGUGUCGCAGCCGACAUCUCCCACAUCAACACCCCCUCGGUCGUCAAGGGCUAUCUGCCCCCCGAUGGAGGACUCGAGAAGGCCCUUACUGGCGCAGACAUCGUCGUCAUCCCUGCUGGUGUGCCCCGUAAGCCCGGCAUGACUCGUGAUGACCUCUUCAACAUCAACGCAUCCAUCGUCCGCGACAUCGCCGUAGGCAUUGCCGCUCACGCGCCCAAGGCCUUUGUCCUGGUCAUCUCCAACCCGGUCAACUCGACGGUCCCCAUCGUUGCCGAGGUCCUCAAGAAGAAGGGCGUCUACGACCCCAAGCGCCUCUUCGGCGUUACCACCCUCGACGUCGUUCGCGCUUCCACCUUUGUGGCAGAGGCGGCUGGCCAGCCUACGGAGUCCCUCAAGUUCCGCAUCCCCGUUGUAGGAGGCCACUCGGGAGUCACCAUCGUGCCCUUGCUCAGCCAGUGCGACCCCAAGGUUCAGUUGGACCAGGCUACCAUUGACCAGCUGACCAACCGUAUCCAGUUCGGCGGCGAUGAGGUAGUAAAAGCGAAAGACGGAGCAGGCUCCGCCACCCUCUCCAUGGCAUUCGCCGGCGCACGCUUCGCAGCUGCCGUCCUCGACGCUGCGAGCGGCAAGGCCAGCUCGGUGCACGAGUACACGUACGUUGACCUCGACUCCGAGGCAGGCGGUAAGGACGUAGCCUCCAAGCUGGGCGGUAACCUUCAGUACUUCUCUGUCCCCGUUACGCUCGGCAAGAACGGUGUAGAGAAGAUUCACCCUCUCGGUGGGAUGAGCGAGUACGAGGAGGGGCUGGUCAAGAAGGCUGUCGCUGAUUUGGGAGGAAACAUUGAGAAGGGACAGAGCUUUGUAGCCAAGUCGAGCAACCUCUGAGCGGCGCAGGCGGCGCAAGCGGCGCGCAGCGACAGAGAUGUAGCAACGAGGAGCAUGCGAGUUAGAGAAUUCGAAACAUGACAAUUGCGUAGUAGUAGUGGCAGCGAAGCGAUACAAGUAGUGUCCGUGCAAUGCAGCGACUUGAGUCCUAGCGCGCCCUC
Jaminaea rosea is the source of this 1190-nucleotide messenger RNA. Its product is annotated as putative MDH1-malate dehydrogenase precursor, mitochondrial. The record is from RefSeq and is a predicted model, not a curated record. Gene Ontology annotation, biological process: malate metabolic process; tricarboxylic acid cycle. Gene Ontology annotation, cellular component: cytoplasm. Bases 28 to 1029 code for a protein of 333 amino acids. The transcript has 3 exons. Gene Ontology annotation, molecular function: L-malate dehydrogenase (NAD+) activity. Lineage: Eukaryota; Fungi; Basidiomycota; Exobasidiomycetes; Microstromatales.